Molecule: messenger RNA, 1091 nt
Organism: Trichoplusia ni (cabbage looper)
Lineage: Eukaryota; Metazoa; Arthropoda; Insecta; Lepidoptera; Noctuidae
Gene: SelR
Product: methionine-R-sulfoxide reductase B1
Exons: 4
Coding region: 121-657 (178 amino acids)
Biological process (GO): protein repair; response to oxidative stress
Cellular component (GO): cytoplasm
Molecular function (GO): peptide-methionine (R)-S-oxide reductase activity
Source: RefSeq, a predicted model, not a curated record
UCAUUUGACAAGCAAAGUAGUGGCAUCGAUUUCACUUCAUUACUUCGCUAUCUUAUCGUAACUUAUUAUUAUUAGAAACCCAUAUCAUCCAGUUGCGCAACGCAUUAGGCUAUGUAAGUAAUGCGUGUCUUACUGAGACCGAUAGUUAUAGUUAGGAAGGCGCUGCAGGCGAACAGAGCCGUGCAGUUCAAGCAUCCAUUCACAACAGCGUUAGUGUGGAGAGCCAUGGAGGAUAAAGAAUCGCUGAAGAAGAGAUUGACGCCGCUGCAGUAUCAUGUUACACAGGAAGCUGGGACCGAAAGACCUUUUACAGGAUGUUACAACAAAUUCUAUGAAGAAGGCAUGUACUGUUGUGUAGUCUGUAGGCAAGAUCUAUUUACCUCUAAGAAUAAAUAUGACUCCGGGUGUGGCUGGCCAGCAUUCAAUGAUGUUCUAGCUAAAGAGAAAGUUACCUUACACCAAGACACCAGUGCAGUCGGGGCGAAUAUAUUACUAGUUUUAACACGGCCAGGUUUGGUGCGAACUGAGGUGCGAUGCUCCAAGUGCUCCGCUCACCUGGGACACGUGUUCGAUGACGGGCCAGUGCCCACGCGAAAACGUUUUUGCAUUAAUUCUGCCUCAUUGGACUUCAUCCCUGCAGAAGAGAGGAAAGAUUAACGUGUUGUGGUGUCCUAAAUAAUAGACUUUGGGCUUAUUUUCUGUGUAAAUGAUAUUAUAUAAAGAUGCUUUAAUUGCAGAAAUACUGAUUAGAUUUAAAGCUAAAACUGAAUGUAGCUGAUACAUAAUAUUUCAAUUCAACAUUUAAAUUUCUUUUCAACUAGUUAUUGAUGGAUUCACGACUUCAUGUACACGAUAAAUAAAGAAGAAAUGCAAGUAGCAAUUACAUUGAUUAGAAUAAUAUACAAAUUGUAUUUUUAUACGAUACAUGCUACUAGAGAUUCACUAAGAUUGAUUAUGUAAUCUUCACAUUCAGUUAAAUAUUUGGUUCGGAUCUAACAGAGGUCGCUACUAAUACUUUUAGUUACCAUGUCGAGUCAUUGUUAUUUAGUGCAUGUCUUCAAACAAUUUUUCACUACAAUACUGCUACCAAA